Messenger RNA from Mus caroli (Ryukyu mouse), 946 nucleotides. Its product is annotated as granzyme D. Gene Ontology annotation, biological process: proteolysis. Gene Ontology annotation, molecular function: serine-type endopeptidase activity. The record is from RefSeq and is a predicted model, not a curated record. Gene Ontology annotation, cellular component: intracellular membrane-bounded organelle; cytoplasm. NCBI's taxonomy places the organism in Eukaryota, Metazoa, Chordata, Mammalia, Rodentia, Muridae.
UGAGCCCACAUCUCCUUCCUCGCCUUCCAAGGGCAGUGUCUACUCUGCCCUCCUCCAUCCUGAGCAGCCUUCCUGGGAAGAUGCCACCAGUCCUGAUUCUCCUGACCCUACUUCUGCCUCUUGGAGCUGGAGCAGAGGAGAUCAUCGGCGGCCAUGUGGUGAAACCACACUCCCGCCCAUACAUGGCGUUCGUUAUGUCUGUGGAUAUUAAGGGGAACAGGAUAUACUGCGGAGGCUUCCUGGUUCAAGAUGACUUUGUGCUGACAGCUGCUCACUGCAAAAGCAGGUCUCUCCAAAGCUCAAUGACAGUCACACUGGGGGCCCACAACGUCACAGCUAAGGAGGAGACACAGCAGAUCAUCCCUGUGGCAAAAGACAUUCCCCAUCCAGAUUUUAAUGCUACUAUCUUAUCCAGUGACAUCAUGCUGUUAAAGCUGGAGAGGAAGGCCAAGAGAACUAAAGCUGUGAGGCCCCUCAAGUUGCCCAGACCCAAUGCCCAGGUGAAGCCAGGGGAUGUGUGCAGUGUGGCUGGCUGGGGGUCAAGGUCCAUCAAUGACACUAAAGUAUCUGCCCGCCUACGAGAGGUUCAACUGAUCAUCCAGGAGGAUGAGGAAUGCAAAAGGCGUUUCCGACCCUACACUGAGACCACAGAGAUUUGUGCUGGAGACUUGAAGAAAAUAAAGACUCCUUUCAAGGGUGACUCGGGGGGACCCCUCGUAUGUGACAACCAAGCAUAUGGAGUUUUCGCCUAUGCAAAAAACAGAACAAUCUCUUCAGGAGUCUUCACUAAGGUCGUGCACUUCCUGCCAUGGAUAAGCAGGAACAUGAAGCUGCUCUAACAGGUGUUAAACCACCCGUGCCUGACCAGCCUGUCUGACCUCAGGCAAGAACCAGGUGGAGUGGGCAGCAAAGAAUGAAAAUUCACAAUAAAUAACCUCCAGAGUGC